Molecule: messenger RNA, 1318 nt
Organism: Argiope bruennichi
Lineage: Eukaryota; Metazoa; Arthropoda; Arachnida; Araneae; Araneidae
Product: procathepsin L-like
Exons: 9
Coding region: 156-1154 (332 amino acids)
Cellular component (GO): lysosome
Molecular function (GO): cysteine-type endopeptidase activity
Source: RefSeq, a predicted model, not a curated record
CGAUUUGAUUAUAAUACUUAAUAUCAGAUGACUUUCCAAGCUUCGCUAUCAAAAUUACGAAAAAGUAUAUAAACUAAGUUACAUGCACAAACUUCACCCUACAGUUUUUUGAGAGACCUUUUGACAAGCAUCAGGAGUAAUUUGAUAGAUAAAUAAUGAAAUUCCUAGCCUUCUUCGCUCUUUUUGUAGUGGUGGCAUCCGGACACCUUCACCAAUUUGAUCCAGAGCUUAACAAGCACUGGGAAAACUUCAAGAAAGUAUUCGGCAAAGUCUAUGAUGAAAGGGAAGAAAUUCACAGACGCAUGAUUUGGGAACAAAGAGUGGCUGAUGUCAUCCAGCACAACCUCCGUUACGAUAUCGGAUUACACUCUUACAGAAAGGGCAUCAACGAAUAUUCUGAUCUGGAGUACGAUGAAUUUGUAAGAACAUUCAACGGUUUCCGCCGUCAUCUUGGUCAGAAAAGCAACGCAUCCUCUUGGGUUCCUGUAUUCAACGUCCAAAUUCCAGAUCAGGUCGACUGGAGAACCAAAGGACUCGUGACUCCUGUUAAGAAUCAGCAACAAUGUGGUUCCUGCUGGGCCUUCUCCACGACUGGCUCUCUGGAAGGUCAACACAAGAAGAAGACCGGCCAAUUAGUUUCCCUCAGUGAACAGAAUUUGGUAGACUGUUCUGGACCAGAGGGAAACCAAGGAUGUGAAGGAGGUUUGAUGGACCAGGCUUUCCAGUACAUCAAGGACAACAAGGGCAUUGACACUGAAGACUCCUACCCAUACACCGCUGAAGAUGGAACUUGUCACUUCAAAAAAUCUUCUGUUGGAGCAACCGUCACUGGAUACGUUGACAUCCCCACUGGAGAUGAGGAAGCCCUUAAGCAGGCAGUAGCCACCGUUGGACCCAUUUCAGUUGCCAUCGAUGCCAGUCAGGAUAGUUUCCAAACCUAUCAAGACGGUAUCUAUGACGAACCCCAGUGCAGCUCUGAAUUGUUGGAUCACGGCGUUCUGGCUGUUGGCUACGGUACAGAAGAUGGAUCUGAUUACUGGCUUGUUAAGAACAGCUGGGGAACAAGCUGGGGUAUCAAUGGUUACAUCAAGAUGUCCAGAAACAAGAACAACCAGUGUGGUAUUGCAACCCAAGCCAGCUAUCCACUCGUUUAAAAAACAAUGACUAUAUUGACAUUUUUAAAAGCUUAAUUCAUGAAUGCUUUAAUAUUAUAUGCAUAACUAGCAAAAUGUUUUGCAUAUUUUUGUGACGAUUAUUCUUAUUGUAAUUUUUAAAUGUAAAUAUAAAUAAUUUUAAUAAAUGUCAUAUUUAUGAGUUG